Molecule: messenger RNA, 1590 nt
Organism: Oenanthe melanoleuca
Lineage: Eukaryota; Metazoa; Chordata; Aves; Passeriformes; Muscicapidae
Gene: NKIRAS2
Product: NFKB inhibitor interacting Ras like 2
Exons: 3
Coding region: 98-673 (191 amino acids)
Biological process (GO): canonical NF-kappaB signal transduction
Molecular function (GO): GTP binding; GTPase activity
Source: RefSeq, a predicted model, not a curated record
GCACGGUCCGCCCGCACACAGGGGGGCGCUGUGGUGCCGCCGCGCCCCUCUGGCCGCUGCCGGUGAGGCUCGGUCGCCGCCGCCCCGGUGAGGCGGGAUGGGCAAGAGCUGCAAGGUGGUGGUGUGCGGGCAGGCCUCGGUCGGCAAAACCUCCAUCCUGGAGCAGCUGCUAUACGGGAACCAUGUGGUCGGCUCGGAGAUGAUCGAGACCCAGGAGGACAUUUACGUGGGCUCCAUCGAGACGGACCGGGGCGUGCGGGAGCAGGUGCGCUUCUACGACACGCGGGGGCUGCGGGACGGGCUGGAGCUGCCCAAGCACUGCUUCUCCUGCACCGACGGCUACGUGCUGGUCUACAGCACCGACAGCAAGGAGUCCUUCAAGCGUGUUGAGCUGCUCAAGAAGGAGAUCGACAAGUCCAAGGACAAGAAGGAGGUCACCAUUGUGGUUUUGGGCAACAAGUGUGACCUGCAGGAGCAGCGCCGGGUGGACCACGAUGCAGCCCAGCACUGGGCCAAGGGCGAGAAGGUGAAGCUGUGGGAGGUGUCUGUGGCUGACCGGCGCACGCUGAUCGAGCCCUUCAUCUACCUGGCCAGCAAGAUGACACAGCCACAGAGCAAGUCUGCCUUUCCCCUGAGCCGCAAGAACAAGGGCAGCGGAUCCAUGGAUGGCUGAGCCUGCUUCCCCUUCCCUUCCAUUGCCACCUCCUCUUCCUCACCUUCCUGCUUCCCUCUCACACACCUCCUGAUGAGUCCUGGUUGCUGUCAUGGAGCCUGUGGGAAGCAGGUGGCAGGAGGAACAAUCAUCCCAGGGCUAGGGAUGGUCCUGGCAGAUGACAGAGGCAGUGGGACAGGAGCCACUCCUCUCCCUGCCUAGCCCCUGCAGUUGUCAGAGGUGCUACAGGAAGGUCAGGAUUCACUCAGUGAUCUCCUCUGCUCUCAGGUGCAGGCUGGGAGAGUGGAACAGAGGCACAGCUGGAAUGUGGGGAUCAGAUCCACAUCUGGAGGGAACAACUCCCUAUUUUUCUAUUUCCUCAUAACAUGUGGGCAGAGCCUGUUUGUCUCCAGCCAAGCAGCUCUCCUUGCCCUGCUCCAGCUGGCUCUGUGCUGCUCCCUGGCAAACUGUCCCUUACCCUGGCAGUAUCCACUGCUCCUUUAUGCACUGGAAUAUCCUGGCAUGCUGCCCCAGGGAAUGCCUAGAGCAGGGCAGGUGCUGUUCCUGAGGGCAAGGUGUCCAAAUCCACCAUUCUAGCCCUCCUCUUCCUGAGUGCAGACUCAGCCAUGAGCUUCGAGGAGAUAGGGUUGUGCUUCACCUGCAUACCUAGAUCCUUGGAGGAGCUGGGACUGUACUUACCCUGCACACCCCAGAUGCUUUGGGCUGUGGCAGCUCUCACUGGCCACCUGACACAAUGCUGCCUCCUUUUAGAACCACCAUAAGACAAGGCACAGGUGUCCCAGUCCUGCCCAGCAGCAUUCGUUCCCUUUAGGUGGUCUGGAUGUAGGAAAAGAACUGAUGAAAGCCCCAAUAUGUUUAUACUUGUUCCUUUUAUUUACUGAGUAACACAAUAAAGCGAUGAGAUUCGGUUAUCAAAA